UUCAGUUAGCAAGGAUAUAAAUAUCCGCCACCUCUCACGUCCCUUCCCAUCAACUUUACCUUUAAUCCUUCUUCAUCACUCCAACCAUUCCUUAAACUUUGCUCCUCCUCCCUGCGCUCAGAAACCACAAUGAGCAUCUCCGUCAAUGGGCACUCCACCGUGCCUCCCGGCUUCCGCUUCCACCCCACAGAGGAAGAGCUCCUCGCCUAUUACCUUCGGAAGAAGAUAGCAUCAGAGAACAUAGAUCUCGACGUUAUCCGCGACGUUGAUCUCAAUAAGCUCGAACCAUGGGACAUCCAAGAGAAGUGUAGAAUUGGAUCGACGCCACAGAAUGACUGGUAUUUCUUUAGUCACAAUGACAAGAAGUACCCGACUGGAACGAGAACUAACAGGGCUACGGCAGCUGGGUUUUGGAAGGCUACAGGUAGAGAUAAAGUUAUUUUUAUUUGUAGCAGCUUUAAGAGAAUUGGAAUGAGGAAGACGCUGGUUUUUUACAAGGGUAGGGCGCCUCAUGGCCAGAAAUCUGAUUGGAUCAUGCAUGAGUAUCGCCUUGAUCAGCUUUAUGAUUCUCACUCGCAAUCCUGCUAUGGUCCGAACAUGGUGGCCGAAAACCAGCUUGCCCAAGAGGAAGGAUGGGUUAUAUGCCGAGUCUUCAAGAAGAAAAGCCUGCAAAAGCUCAGCGUUGACCAAGCCACCUGCUCGCAUUUGACCAACGACUCCAAACCGCAUUCCAGUAGCGACAGCUCUCUCGACCAAAUCUUUCACUACAUGACCGCCAAAUCCGACGGCGAAAACCAGGCCGGCGGACAACACCCCGGACAUCUCCGGCCGUUCGAUACCCUUCUCAGCCGAGCCACUACCCUCAUGCACGAACGAUUCACGAAACUUCCGGCUCUCGACAGCCCGGCCACUCCGGCGAUGGCAGGCGGCGAGGUUCAUCCCGUUCAAGGAACCGGAACCGACGUGGAGUUGUCGGUCUAUAACUCGCGGGAGGCCGGAUUCGGUGACUGGGCAGUAAUCGACCGGCUCGUGGCAUAUGACCUGGACGCCUACCCUUUCUUCCCUUCGACGAGCCGUUUUCUUGGACACGGCGGCAGCGGCGGCGGCGGCGGAGUAGAGGACGACGGUGAUCUAUGGAGCUUGACCAGGUCAACAACCUUUUCAGGAUCAGGCCAUGUCAGCUACGUUUCUCCCGACAAGUAACGGAUCAUCGGAUGAGAGGCCAACUUCUAGUUACGGAGAAUUAUCGUUGUAAUUAAAUAAUUAUAAUAUUUAUAAAUAAUAUUUUGUUGCU
Dendrobium catenatum is the source of this 1294-nucleotide messenger RNA. Its product is annotated as NAC domain-containing protein 76-like. Gene Ontology annotation, molecular function: DNA binding. The transcript has 4 exons. The coding region runs from base 130 to 1203 and encodes 357 amino acids. NCBI's taxonomy places the organism in Eukaryota, Viridiplantae, Streptophyta, Magnoliopsida, Asparagales, Orchidaceae. Gene Ontology annotation, biological process: regulation of DNA-templated transcription. The record is from RefSeq and is a predicted model, not a curated record.